AUGGCAGAGGCAUGGGACAGCGUAGUCCGUCGGGGCCUCCUACUGUUCGACAGUGCCAGCCGCACAGGUGCUCUCAGCCUCGCCGAGCCUGCUCCUGACAGCAGCAAUGGUCAACAGCUUGUUGUACAGGGGGCAAAGAGAUUUUCUGCAAAGGCCUCGUCUAGAAGCUGGGGUGCUGAUGGGGGAAGCAGUGGACCCGGCUCCCGUGCAAGCAGCGGAGGGUCCCGGGGCCGGGCAGGCGACGGGGAGCGGCAGGGGCAGCCGGCAAAGCCGAGGGCGGCGCCGUCUGUGGGAACAGCUGCGCGCGGCGUGGGGGCCGACUACUGGAAGUCACAACCAAAGAAGUUCUGUGAUUACUGCAAGUGCUGGAUAGCAGACAACAGGCCUAGUGUUGAAUUUCAUGAAAGAGGAAAGAAUCACAAGGAAAAUGUGGCCAAGAGGAUCAGUGAGAUUAAACAGAAAAGUUUGGACAAGGCAAAGGAAGAAGAAAAGGCAUCCAAGGAGUUUGCUGCGAUGGAGGCAGCUGCCCUGAAGGCAUACCAGGAGGACCUGAAACGGCUUGGCUUAGAGUCAGACAUUCCACAACCAAGUAUAUCACCAGUGACCAGCACUGUCCAGCCCACCCCUCCAUCGAAUCAACAGAAAGAGAAGAAAAAGAAAAAGGAAAAGAAAAAGAAAGACACUUCGAAGGGUAGAUGGGUGGAAGGCGUAACGGCUGAUGGUCACUGUUACUAUUAUGAUCUCAUCACAGGAGCAUCUCAGUGGGAGAAGCCAGAAGGAUUUCAAGGGAACCUAAAAAAGACAGCAGCAAGGGCCAUUUGGGUAGAAGGUUUAAGUGAAGAUGGUUACACCUAUUACUAUAAUACAGAAACAGGAGAGUCCAAGUGGGAGAAGCCUGAUGACUUCGUCCCACACGCUGGUGGCGGGCCUUCUAGUAAGGACAGUGAAAAGUCCCCUGACAUCCUGGAAGAGCCCAAGUCCUCAGAUUCCCACAGUGACUCUGACGGCGAACAGAAGAAGGCCGGGGAGGCCACUGCAGACACGAAGAAACUAAUCAUCAAGUUUAAGGAAAAAAAUAAAAGUACUGAAAAAAGAACUGACCCAGAAAUACAAAAAGAAAAAGGUAGCCCCAAACAGAAUCCACCGAAUACAAGUGAAGAAAAGCCUAAAACGCUUAAGAAAUCAACAAACCCUUACGGGGAGUGGCAAGAAAUCAAACAAGAGAGCGAGUCUCAAGAAGAGGUCGAUUUGGAACUUCCAAGCACUGAAAACGAGUAUCUGUCAACUUCAGAAGCUGCUGCUGGAGAAAUCAAAGUGGUAUUUAAAGAAAAAACAGUCUCUUCUCUGGGAAUUGCAGCAGAUGGGGUGGCUCCAGUCUUCAAAAAGAGAAGAAUUGAAAAUGGGAGAUGUCGGAAUUUAAGACAGCGAGCUGACGAUGAGUGAGUGACUGGGAACGUUGUGAGUGCUGUGGACAGAGGAGACGGCACUUUCCGAGCCUCUCUGUGCUUUGCGUACUAUAGUGCUGCAGUUUACAUUCCUGCUAAAUGUAUUUUGUGUGACUCAGAAUAAAUCUUUUUUCAUGUGAAAUUUAUUUUUGUUCCUUAAGUGGAAGCCUACCACAUUGCAUUGUAAUAUAGUGUAUUAUGUUCAAUGUCUAAAAUUGCUAAUUAUAUGAUAAUUUAAGAUG
Molecule: messenger RNA, 1687 nt
Organism: Myodes glareolus (Bank vole)
Lineage: Eukaryota; Metazoa; Chordata; Mammalia; Rodentia; Cricetidae
Source: RefSeq, a predicted model, not a curated record